GGCGCUAGACCUGACUUUGGCUGAACAUUGAGAGCGAGAAAAUCAGAGGAGAGAUGGCGUCCGCUUCAACAGAAAACCUUGAAACAGAUGAAACAGGUCAGUACCUGCCAGCUACCCAAAGACCUGAUGGCACAUGGAGGAAACCAAGGAGGGUCAGACCUGGAUAUGUACCCCAGGAAGAGGUUCCACUGUAUGAGAGCAAAGGCAAGCAGUGGGUCAGCAGUAAACCCAGGCUUCCACCAGGAGUCUAUGAAGAUCCAGCUCCCGCAAAGGUACAUGUAGAAGAAUCCAAACAGCAGCUCUCGAAGGCUUCCAAGAAGAACGAGAAACGGCGCCAGAAACGUAAAGAAAAGCAGGAUGAGGGAGAAUCAGCUCAAGUUCAAAAUGGUGACGUAGAACAGCUUAGGAAGGGGGUUCAGGAGGUCAGCGUGAGCGGGGGCGCGGAGUCCGCACCAGCCGUGCAGGAUCCGCAGAAGAGGAUUAAGAACCUUAAGAAGAAGAUCCGGCAGAUUGAGGAGCUGGAAGCCAAGAUAGCCAGCGGAGAAGUAGCACAACCUUCCAAAGAGCAACUGGAGAAGAUUUCGAGGAAAGACGCCUUUGAAGAAGAACUGAGCACCCUUGAAGAUGGGUCAUGAUGAUGUGAAAUCAAAAUCUGACAGAAACUUCAAUCUUAGACAAAUGAUGGAAAGAAUUGUGUCUAUCUUUGCUGACACAAUACCCUAGAGAGAGAAACCUCUGUCUUCAGUCCAAAGGAAGUAUUACCCCUGGUAAUGAAAACAUGGUGUCCUGAUCCUAGAGUACGUAGACUGAUCCUGAUUGCUAUCAGUUUCCUUGAGCGGUGUCAUUCAAAAUAGAUACCAGGGUGGAACAAAAACUUGACAUUUCAUCCGUCUUUUGAAAAGUGAGGAAGCAAUAUGGAUAAACCAUUGUGUUUCACGAGAUCAGAGGUUUGUUAUGAGUGACGUAAGAAGGGUCCAGUUUUUGAUGGGGCAAGGAUGAUGGAUGGAUGUAGAAUGAGGGAGAUGGUUGCACUAUCUUCUUGUUAUUCUGUCUCCCCUCUCCCUUUCUUCUUUCUCUUUUUGUCUCUUUAUUCACUUUCCUGCAAUAAUCAUAUCCCUGUCUUCAACACUUGACCAAACUCUAGGCAUUUACUGAGCCCUUAACUCAGCCUUCAAUUCAAUUGCAGCCCUGACGUUGCAAGUCUUGAAAGAGAUAAAGUUUGGAGCAAAUGUUGCCAGAAUGAAUUCAAUGUGAGGUCGAUUCAAAUUUAAACAUGAACAUUUUAAUUUGUUGUAUGAGUAAAUUUAUAUUUAUUUGUGCAUCUUCUUUUAACAAGCUCACAUACAUUACAUUUGUUUCUACUUUUGGAAAAGAAGUUUGGAAGAUUGGAGAAUAGAAAUUAACAAGAAAUUUAUUAUCAUGCAUAAUUGCAUAUAUAUGAUUCUAAGAUGUUAUGUUUGCCAUUAUGUAUUAACUGAUUUUAUGCAUGCUAUUGCUUACACCUACAUAUACAUGUAGCUCUGCAUUUACAGGUAAAAUUAAUUUAUUUGCAUUUAAAAAAAAAUAGGACAACAUUUAGAUGGAUUUAAUUGAGAAUGAAAUGAGUUACAUGUUUAUUUAAUGAAUUCAUUGAGUGUAUCAUGAUAUUCCUGAAUUCCCAUCUAUUUGUUUUUCAAAACAGAUUUAAAUCAAGCAAGUAUUUAUUACGACUGUUCAUGUAUCAUUUUAGCUAGUUUGCAGGCAUAGAACCUUGUCAGUUGAGUAGUUGAUGUACGCAUACGCAGAGAAUAGAGUGUGCACAGAACUGAAGUUGGACUUGGGUUCAAUACAUGCCGUUUUAUGUUAUCCUUUAUUUCCUUCAUACUCCUCAACCGUUAACCUGUAAAAUGACAACUGAAGUGUUUAUUUCUUACAUUCUAGCUACCAGUAUACACAAAUUAUUUUGUAUAGGCGAUUGGUAAACUUUGAAAGCAGUGCAGCCUUUCACAAAACUGUCAUAAGUACAAGUUCGCCGUCAACCCAUCAGAACACUAUCCAAUUUUACACGCGUUUCAAUUGGAUGUUUGUGAACUUGUACUUGUGACAGUUUCACAAAACGGUGCCCUGAUGACAAUUUUUUUUUCUCAAUUGUACAGCUCAGUUGACCUUGCAAGACUGAAGAUAUUGGUCGUGUGGACCAACAGUCUUGCAAUCUUUCAAAUAUUUAUAUAUCUAGGCCUAAAUGCUUGUCUCAUGGGCAUAGUAAUCAGAAGGCCCAUUACACCAGGGGCCUGUUUCAUAAAACUUGCUAUCAAGAACAAGAUACAAUAACUGUUAUAAGCUACUGAAAUCGUGACAUCUGAUUGGCUGAGAGCUAAUUUAUCAUAGAAUUAUAGCAUCUGUUAUUAAAAACAAGUUUUAUGAAACAGGGCCCAGAAUCUUUAGUUUUCUUGGCCUUUGAUGGCGGUGACCUUAGUCAAGAGGGAUGUCCCCUUAUUUAAGCUCGUCCAAGUUGAGAUGCAUUUAUGACCAUGUGGGUUUUUAUGUGUAUACCUUUUCUAAAAUGAAAUAAAUUGAUAAUGUGUAGAUUUAUGGUGGUAAUUUA
This is a messenger RNA of Strongylocentrotus purpuratus (purple sea urchin), 2584 nucleotides long. RefSeq names its product partner of Y14 and mago (gene pym1). The coding region runs from base 54 to 635 and encodes 193 amino acids. The transcript is spliced from 3 exons. Lineage: Eukaryota; Metazoa; Echinodermata; Echinoidea; Camarodonta; Strongylocentrotidae. Gene Ontology annotation, biological process: exon-exon junction complex disassembly. Gene Ontology annotation, molecular function: RNA binding. The record is from RefSeq and is a predicted model, not a curated record. Gene Ontology annotation, cellular component: cytoplasm; exon-exon junction complex.